Molecule: messenger RNA, 540 nt
Organism: Auxenochlorella protothecoides
Lineage: Eukaryota; Viridiplantae; Chlorophyta; Trebouxiophyceae; Chlorellales; Chlorellaceae
Product: Poly(A) RNA polymerase gld-2-like protein B
Exons: 4
Coding region: 1-540 (179 amino acids)
Biological process (GO): RNA 3'-end processing
Molecular function (GO): nucleotidyltransferase activity
Source: RefSeq, a predicted model, not a curated record
AUGAGCCAUAACAUGGUGGCGGGCUCUCUGCUGAGGCUGACACACAAGUCCAUCAGGGUCCCCCUCUUAAAAUUCACCGAAGCACGAUCAGGUGUGGAGUGCGAUGUCAGCAUUGGGAGCAGGCACACCAUCCUGAAAUCCCUCGUCCUGGGUCUCCUGGGCCAGAUGGAGUGGAGGUUCGGGGCUCUGGUGCGCCUCGUGAAGGCGUGGGCCAAGGCCCAUAGCCUGAAUGAUGCGUCUGCGGGCUCGUUGAACAGCCACGCCCUGACUCUGCUGGUCCUCUUUGUGCUGCAGACCCGCCCUGUCCCGCUGCUGCCUCCCUUGAAAGCCAUUUUCCCCGGGAAGGGUGACCGCGUAAACAAAGCGGCCCUGGCGCCAGCGGACCUGCUGAGCGCCAUGGACCUCCUGCGGGGGUGGAGGGACGCAGUCCCAGAAAAUACAGAGACCUUAUCGGAGCUGUUCCUGGCUUUCUUCCAGGUGACGGCUCCGCUCCUGAAGCUCUGGGCUACCGGCCUCGAGCAAGACCCCCUGGCAGAGUAG